Molecule: messenger RNA, 1416 nt
Organism: Yarrowia lipolytica CLIB122
Lineage: Eukaryota; Fungi; Ascomycota; Dipodascomycetes; Dipodascales
Biological process (GO): transmembrane transport
Cellular component (GO): membrane
Molecular function (GO): transmembrane transporter activity
Source: RefSeq, a predicted model, not a curated record
AUGGACGAAAAGAACCCAGGCAUUCUUCAGACAAGAGUGUUUGAAGAACAGUCUGCGGACUCAACCAACGAAGGACAGACGGAAAUCUGCACCAUCAUGUCUCCUUCGAACCUGGAAAAGGGAGAAGAAUCCGAUCUGCCGCCCGAUCAGGUCGAACCUCCAGACGGAGGCUACGGAUGGGUCUGUGUUGCAUGCACCAUGGGCGUCUGUGGCACGGGAUGGGGCCUCAACUCGGCCUAUGGCAUUUUCCUCGCACAUUACCUCUCCUAUGAUGUGUUUCCAGGGGCAACGCCACUCGAUUAUGCAUACAUUGGAGGAAUUGGCAUUGGAGCUGGUCUGUUGGCAGCCCCAGUGGCCAACUUGGCUAUCAGAAACCUCGGGCUGAAGCCCUCUCUGCUGAUUGGAACGUUCCUUCAAUUGGCAGGCUGCAUUGUGGCCUCGUUUGCCACUCACAUUUGGCACCUCUAUGUGUCCCAGGGUCUGUUGAUGGGACUGGCAAUCAUUUUCCUGUUUGCUCCGGCCGUCACAGUGCCUCCACAGUGGUUCAAGAAGAAGAGAUCGCUGGCAAAUGGCCUGACAGUGGCGGGGUCAGGUAUCGGAGGAGUGCUGAUCAUGCUGGCAGCACAGGAGUGGAUCAAUAAGUGGGGCCUGGCGUGGUGUUUCAGAGCUACUGCAAUCAUGACUUUUGUCAUUAACAUGACAGCAGUGAUUCUGAUCCGAGAAAUCUCAAAAGUCAAACCAACCUUUGCCGUGUGGGACUUCAAGUUCCUCAAGCAAGUCGAGACCAAUGCAUACUUCCUCUGGGUCUUCUUCUCGCUGGCGGGCUAUGUGGUGAUGCUCUACUCCAUGUCUCCAGCUGCCAAAGCUGCCGGCUUGACCGAUAACCAGGCCACCAACAUUUCUGCUCUUCUUUCUGCAUUCAUGGCUUUUGGACGGCCCUUCAUUGGCCACUUUUCUGACAGAUACGGACGUGUCAACAUUGUGAUUCUCUCUGCGGUGCUGGUAAUUGUGCUGGAGUACGCUCUGUGGCUCCCGGCCAACUCCUACGGCAUGUACAUCGCGUAUUCCAUCCUCAAUGGCUUUGUCCUUGGCACAGUGUGGGUCGGUCUUGGCCCUAUAGCUGCUGAGAUUGCGGGGCUAUCGAGUUUCCAGACAUUGUCUUGCAUGGGAAUGGUUGGAAUGUCCAUCCCGGGUUUCUUUUCCGAAGUCGUUGCUAUCAAAAUUCGCCGAGACGGAGACAAGCCUUACCUGUGGCCCAUUGUCUACUCCUCGGUGGCUUUCUUCUUUUCGAUUCUGAGCGCAUUCGUCAUGAGAGAAUAUGCAAUCAGACGGCAGAUGGUUGCGAAGCGAGAGGAGGACCCUAGCUUCGUCAUGCCAGGCUACUGGUGUCGCAUGUUCAAAUGGGGCCGAGCGUAG